GAAGGGCGAAGAGUUUCGUGUAGGUAUACGGCACCGUGUGGGACUAAAAUACGAAGCUAUGAAAUCUCCGCAAGAUCGUUGGUGAAUUCUUCGGUCGGCUACUACUCCGAAAUUCGGCACCUCGGUUAAGCUACCUACUCACCUCCCAAAUAUCUGCCCGAAACAGUCAUAUUUCGAGAUGAAUAAAAGCAUUUAAUAUUCCGUAAAUGCACCACAAGACUAAGUCACCAUGUCAACACCUCCAACGGUCCUCCUUAUCGGGAACCUAGCUCACACCAACGCAGAAUGGACAUCUCUUAGCAAAAAGUACUCACUCCUCGAGUUCCGCAAAGGAACGCGAGAGCAGUUCUUCGAAAACUGCCGGAACGGAACCUACGCCAAAGUGCAAGGAUGCUACCGAUCCAAUAUGUCGACGCUACUCACCGGUCCCUUCAACAAGGAACUCGUAGACGCACUCCCGGAGUCGUGGAAAUACAUCGCGCAUAACGGCGCCGGGUACGAUAACAUCGAUGUGAGCGCGUGCAGUGCACGUCACAUUGCGGUCUCGUCUACGCCUGGCAUCGUCAACGAUUCCACCGCCGACACUGGUAUCUUCCUCAUGCUCGGCGCUUUACGUCAGGCCCACGAACCGCUUGUCGCGCUACGCGAGGGGAGGUGGAAGGGGAAUAUGCGGCUCGGACAUGAUCCCCGCAAUAAGGUACUCGGGAUCCUGGGUAUGGGUGGCAUAGGUUCCGCGAUGGCGCACCGUGCGCGGAGUCUGGGGAUGGAGAUUAUUUACCACAAUCGUAAACGAUUAGACCCAUCGUUGGAGAACGGCGCGAAGUACGUCUCAUUCGAUGAGCUGCUUGCUCAGGCGGAUGUUCUGUCGCUUAAUCUAGCAUUGAAUGCGAGUACACGGCAUAUCAUCGCGGCGCCGGAGUUGGCGAAGAUGAAGAGGGGUGUGGUGGUUGUUAACACGGCAAGGGGCGCUCUUAUCAAUGAGGCGCAUCUCGUGGAUGCGCUUGAGUCCGGCCAGGUUUCAGCGGUGGGAUUGGAUGUUUUUGAAAAUGAGCCGGAGGUGCAUCCGGGGCUUGUGAAGAGUAAUCGCGCGUUCUUGCUUCCUCAUCUUGGGACGAGCACGGUUGAGACGCAGCGGGAUAUGGAGUUGCUCGUGUUGAAGAACUUGCAGGCCGCUGUUGAUCAGGGGAAGAUGUUGACUUUGGUGAGUGAGCAGAGAGGGUUGGAUUGGGUGCCUGGGCAUGCGGAUUAAUAUUAGAUACCUCCCUAUCUACUACCUAGGUAGGUACUAGGUCUCGAUUCAUGCGAGGUAGUCUAGGUACGGUAACAUAACCCACGACACAGGCCUUCACUCACAGCAUUAGGAAAGUCAGAGAUUCAUAUUGAUAGAAAUCAUAGAAUACAGCCGUCAUAUCCUACUAUCGCUUGUACAUGCCGAAAAUAGAACGAUCUUCCUUUCCC
This is a messenger RNA of Annulohypoxylon maeteangense, 1458 nucleotides long. Its product is annotated as D-isomer specific 2-hydroxyacid dehydrogenase. Gene Ontology annotation, molecular function: glyoxylate reductase (NADPH) activity; hydroxypyruvate reductase [NAD(P)H] activity; NAD binding. The record is from RefSeq and is a predicted model, not a curated record. Gene Ontology annotation, cellular component: cytosol. Lineage: Eukaryota; Fungi; Ascomycota; Sordariomycetes; Xylariales; Hypoxylaceae. The transcript has a single exon. Bases 230 to 1249 code for a protein of 339 amino acids.